Messenger RNA from Penaeus vannamei (Pacific white shrimp), 1424 nucleotides. Lineage: Eukaryota; Metazoa; Arthropoda; Malacostraca; Decapoda; Penaeidae. The record is from RefSeq and is a predicted model, not a curated record.
CAGAUGCUGAAGCGACAGAUCAAUGCACAUACCAAGUGUCGCCAGAUCCCGAAGACGACGUGGAUAAUAAUCUUACAGGUGUUUCUUCAACUUUUGAACCAUACUGGAGGAAAAGAAGUUUCCAAAUGCAAGAAUUUUUACUGGUCACGCAAUGGGACCGUCAUCUUUCACGAUUUAGACAGAAUUUCACCUCGUGCUGCUUUUGAUACUAUUCUUAGUGAUGCUAUGUAUGACAAUGUGUUUCAGACAAAUCUAUAUGCCCAACAAAAAGGAAAAUAAUUCAAGCCAAUUGCAAAAUCAGAAUUGCAGAUUUUCAUAGGGAUAUAUUUUUUAUGAUGGGCAUAAAGAAGUUUCCUUCCUAUAGGGAUUAUUGAUCAGCAAAUUGUCUGAGAUGUGACUUCAUUGCAGAUGCAAUGGGUCGGACGAGAUUUGAGUGGAUUCUGAAUGAUAAUAUGUCUGAAUACCCUAGAGAUGACCCAUGAUUUGACAAAUUGUACAAACUACGACAUUUCCUUGAUUGUCUAAAUAGUCAGUUUCAGUCUUGUUAUAAUCCCUUAGAUUCAGACAAUAGAUGAAUCUAUGAUCAAAUUCAGCACCAUGAGGGGAAAGUGACUGGAGGAUGGAUUCUUCUAGCAUCAGUGUCACAAAAUGGAUUGACACAAGACCAGUCAUGUUCAUUGCUAACAUGCACAACCCUUCAGAGAUGAGUACUGUUAGUAGGCGGAAGAAAGAUGGUACAAUAAUUGAUGUAACUGCUCAUAUUAUUGUUAACUUUUAAAGAACAAGUAUGGCAUGUGAUAGAGCAGACUGCUUGAAGUCGUACUAUGAAAUUGACCGAAAAGCAAGAAAAUGGUGGCAUCCCAUCUUUUUCCACUUUUUGGAUGUUGCUGUAGUAAACUCAAUGGUUUUAUAUAAAAUGCUGGAUGAAGUUCUUACUAUGAACUUGAAGCAGUUCAAGAUCUCCCUCUGCACUAGACUUAUAGGUGCAGCAGGAAUAGAUUCAAAAAGUCCAGCAUCCAGUGAUGUCCCAAGGAAAACAGUAAACGAAAGUGAAUCAUUCCUGAAGGGAUCAGGACUAGAAAAGCUAAACAUAUGCCAGCUAUUGGCCAAACAUACAGACGCUGCAACCAUUGCAGCACAAAAGCACACAGAACACAGGGGAUAUGCUCAACAUGUGACGUUCCUCUUUGUCACCGAAGCAAGAGGAACUGUUUUGCUGCUUUUCACAAAUGAUGUGAUAAACAGUGAUCUUAGGUAACAAAAAAUGUUUCUUUUGUUAUUGAAAAGAAGUGCAAUUCAUAUAAUUUUGAACAAUGAUAUUAAUAUUUCAUUUUAGUUCUAUACAAACGAUAUUUUGUUAUAUGAGAACCUGCGUCAUGGACACCGGGUGGACAGCGAUAGUAACCACUGCUGUGGUUCUAGAG